Diceros bicornis minor is the source of this 3480-nucleotide messenger RNA. It is a transcript of the gene CBX4, whose product is annotated as chromobox 4. NCBI's taxonomy places the organism in Eukaryota, Metazoa, Chordata, Mammalia, Perissodactyla, Rhinocerotidae. Gene Ontology annotation, biological process: negative regulation of DNA-templated transcription. The record is from RefSeq and is a predicted model, not a curated record. The coding region runs from base 766 to 2667 and encodes 633 amino acids. The transcript is spliced from 5 exons.
UCUGCCCCGCCGAGGAGAGGACCGAGGGUAAAUUGGGAGCCGAUCAGGAUCCGGGGUGGGAUCGGACUCGGAGCCCCGUUCUGGUAAGGUUCUUGAGCGCUAGGGCCCCAGGCUGGCUGCUUUUCAGUCCCCUUCCGCGUCUCUUUGCGCUCUCCUUGGCGAUCCUUUGGACCCAGUUUUCUCUCUUCUCCAUGUCCUUUCUCUUCCGUUCCUUGCCUUCCUAAAUGCCCAAAGCCUCGCGGGGCCUGGCGGCGGGGCACAGAGAGUGGGGGCGCGUGUUGCCCCUGCCCCCGAUUCCGCCCCCUGCCGAUCGUUUCCCAUGUGUCUGCACAUGAUGCAAUUCAGUGCAACUGGAAAGUGCAGUGGAUGCUUCCGUGGCCCCCAGCAGGGGUCCCAGGGCGGUGCACACUGAGAAGGAGAGGCGAGGGGGCAGGCCCAGGCACUGGGCUGCAGGGAAGGGACCGCUGGCGAGACCCUCCCGGCCCUGUCAAGCUCUCCACCCCUCUCCGCCCUCUGCCGACACACCUCUCCGGCCCAGUCCCGCUCCCUCCCUCCAGCCUCCCUCUCCCAGGCUCACGGAUCCCUCCCCCCUGCACCUCCCCGGCGCCCUCCUCCUCCCGGCCCCCUCCCGCGCCCUUCCUCCUCCCCCCUGCCGCCUAGGCCCGGGGCCUCCGGUAGGCCGGGCUGCGCCAAUCCCGGCCGCGGCCCGCCCCCUGACGCUGAGCUGGGCCCGGCGAGGCCCCGCCCGCUGACGUCCGGAUUUGCAUGAGUUCUUGUGCAGCCGCGGCCCGGGCUCAGUUGUCUGAGCGAGCGCGAGCCGGGAGCCGGGGUGGGCGCGGGCAGCGGCGGGCGGCCAGGCUGUGCUGGGCGAGCGGCGGCGGCGGCGGCGGCGCGGGCGGCGGGGGCGCCUCGGCCGGGGCGGCAGCGGGGCGCCGGCGGGAGCCAGCAGCGUCUGCAGCCGCGCCGGCCGCCCGCGCCCCGGCGCACUCCAGCUCGGCCAUGGAGCUGCCAGCUGUUGGCGAGCACGUCUUCGCGGUGGAGAGCAUCGAGAAGAAGCGGAUCCGCAAGGGCAGAGUGGAGUAUCUGGUGAAAUGGAGAGGCUGGUCCCCCAAAUAUAACACGUGGGAACCCGAGGAGAACAUCCUGGAUCCCCGGCUGCUGAUCGCCUUCCAGAACAGGGAACGACAGGAGCAGCUGAUGGGAUAUCGGAAGAGAGGGCCGAAGCCCAAACCGCUGGUGGUGCAGGUACCUACCUUUGCCCGUCGCUCCAAUGUGCUGACCGGACUCCAGGACUCCUCUGCUGACAACCGCACCAAGCUGGAGCUGGGCGCUCAGGGCAAGGGCCAGGGGCACCAGUACGAGCUCAACAGCAAGAAGCACCACCAGUACCAGCCGCACAGCAAGGAGCGGGCGGGCAAGCCCCCACCGCCGGGCAAGAGCGGCAAGUACUACUACCAGCUCAACAGCAAGAAGCACCACCCCUACCAGCCCGAUCCCAAGAUGUACGACCUGCAAUACCAGGGAGGCCACAAGGAGGCGCCCAGCCCCACCUGCCCGGACCUGGGCGCCAAGAGCCACCAGCCUGACAAGUGGGCCCACGGAGCGGGGGCCAAGGGCUACCUGGGAGCUGUGAAGCCCCUGGCCGGUGCGGCUGGGGCUCCAGGCAAGGGCUCUGAGAAGGGCCCCCCCAAUGGGAUGACGCCGGCCCCCAAGGAGGCGGUGACGGGCAACGGGAUUGGGGGCAAGAUGAAGAUCGUCAAAAACAAGAACAAGAACGGACGCAUCGUGAUCGUGAUGAGCAAGUACAUGGAGAAUGGCAUGCAGGCGGUGAAGAUCAAGUCCGGUGAGGCGGCCGAGGGUGAGGCGCGCUCCCCCAGCCACAAGAAGCGGGUCGCCGAGGAGCGCCACCCGCCAGCCGACAGGACUUUCAAAAAGGCAGCGGGGGCAGAGGAGAAGAAGGUGGAGGCGCCCUCCAAGAGGAGGGAGGAGGAGGCUCCGGGGCCCGUGGACCCGCAGCCCCAGGACGCCGGCUCCCACAAGCCUUCCCCGACCAAGGAAGCCUUCGGCGAGCAGCCCCUGCAGCUCACCACCAAGCCCGACCUGCUGGCCUGGGACCCAGCCCGGAGCACGCACCCGCCCUCCCACCACCACCACCACCACCACCAUCACCACCACCACACCGUCGGCCUAAAUCUCUCCCAUGCCCGCAAGCGCUGCCUCUCGGAGACCCACGGUGAGCGUGAGCCCUGCAAGAAGCGCCUGACGGCGCGCAGCAUCAGCACCCCCACCUGCCUGGGGGGCAGCCCGGCCGCCGAGCGCCCCGCCGACGUGCCCCCCCCCACCGCCCUCCCUCAGCCCGAGGUCAUCCUGCUGGACUCUGAUCUGGACGAGCCCAUAGACUUGCGCUGUGUCAAGACUCGCGGCGAGGCCGGGGAGCCGCCCCGCGCUCUCCAAGUGAAGCCUGAGGCGCCCGCGGCGGCGGCGGCGGCGGCGGCGGCCGUGGUGGCAGCUGUGCCGGUGACAGUGGCCGAGAAGCCUCCGGCUGAGGCCCAGGACGAGCCCGAGGAGCCGCUGAACGAGUUCAAGCCCUUCUUUGGGAAUAUAAUUAUCACCGACGUCACCGCGAACUGCCUCACCGUCACUUUCAAGGAGUAUGUGACGGUGUAGCCGGAGGGUGAAGGGGAAGCGCCAUCCCAGCGGGGGGCUUAGCACCGGGGGCCAGCGGGCGGAGUCCUCCUCUGGCCGACUGCGGGAGAUCCGGGCCGGCCCCCAGGGCGAGGAUGCCCGAAGCCGCAGUGCUUUGGGCUGUGGGAUCCUGGCUGCGGUGCCUGGCCCGCCCCCGCCCCGCACUGGCUCCUCGCACACGGUGCCUGCGGGUCUCGCCCCCGACCUGCCCCAUCCCCGCGCAGGACGAGAGCUGUGCCCCUCCCCUCCCUCGUGGACCUCCGGGACUGACAGGGCAGCCACGCGCGGCGGUCUCAGAGUUAUAGUAUUAUAUUUUAACCGUGCUAACUUGUCAAGUGCAGACUUUACUCCCGUUUGUACGUGGUGUUAUUAUUGAAAUGUAUUGUUUGAGCUCAGAAGGCCCGACCACCCCCCUUCGGGCUGAUAUAUAUAUAUUUAUUUGUAGGUAUUUAUAUAUUGAAAUAUAAAAACCUAGAUUUAUGGAGUUUCCUCUAGAUCAUGUUAUAUUCUAUAUCAGACAAACUAUUUUCUGUUUACCUUUUCUCCCGUUCAUUCAGUAUUUCGGUUGAUUUCAUUUCCUCCCCUUCCAGGAACUGCAAUACCGGUAACCUUGGUAUAUAUUUUUUGAUACUGUACACAUGGAUGUGUUGUUUCUAUGUGCAAAAAAAAAAAAAAAGUUUGUUAAAAAGCUAAACGAGCUCUCUAGAAACUGCUGCUACUAGAAAUGUCUAAACUAUAAGCUUCCAAUUAUUACCUGCUUGAAUGUAAAUAUUAAAUGGAGAUGUUGAAAGUGCA